Molecule: messenger RNA, 3266 nt
Organism: Pteropus alecto (black flying fox)
Lineage: Eukaryota; Metazoa; Chordata; Mammalia; Chiroptera; Pteropodidae
Gene: NET1
Product: neuroepithelial cell transforming 1
Exons: 10
Coding region: 208-1836 (542 amino acids)
Biological process (GO): intracellular signal transduction; positive regulation of Rho protein signal transduction
Molecular function (GO): guanyl-nucleotide exchange factor activity
Source: RefSeq, a predicted model, not a curated record
GGCGUUGGCCCCGCCCACAGAGCCCUGGGGUCUGCGUGCGUUUCGCUGCGGCUCGCAGAGGCAGGCAGCUCCGCCGCGAGGAGGCGGGGGCAAAUGGCUGCCGAGGGCGGCUGAGCGCGCCGAAAGCUGUGCCGCUGCGGGGCUCGGAGACAGGGCUGGCCCGGAGGGGGACCGAUCCUGAGAGUUCUGAGGGGUACCUGGUAAAGCAUGGUGGCGCAUGAUGAGAUCGGAGGUCUCCUGCCUAUUAAGAGGACCAUACGAGUCCUGGAUGUGAAUAACCAGUCCUUCAGAGAACAAGAGGAGCCAAGCAAUAAAAGAGUUCGACCUCUAGCUCGAGUCACAUCCUUGGCCAAUUUAAUCUCUCCUGUGAGAAAUGGAGCAGUCAGACGCUUUGGUCAGACGAUACAGUCAUUUACCCUUCGUGGUGAUAGCAGAUCCCCAGCUUCUGCCCAGAAGUCAUCGAGCAGAUCAACAGUCCCCACACCUGCCAAAAGGAGAAGCAGUGUCCUGUGGUCAGAGAUGUUAGACGUCACUAUGAAGGAGUCUUUAACUGCCAAGGAGAUCCGGCGUCAGGAGGCAAUGUAUGAAAUGUCCCGAGGUGAACAGGAUUUAAUUGAGGAUCUCAAGCUUGCAAGAAAGGCCUACCAUGACCCCAUGUUAAAGUUGUCUAUUAUGUCAGAAGAGGAACUAACACAAAUAUUUGGUGAUUUGGACGCUUACAUACCUCUGCAUGAAGAUCUGUUGGCAAGAAUAGGAGAAGCUACCAAGCCUGAUGGAACAGUAGAGCAAAUUGGUCACAUUCUUGUGAACUGGUUGCCAGGUCUGAAUGCCUACAAAGGCUACUGCAGUAACCAGCUGGCAGCCAAAGCUCUUCUUGAUCAAAAGAAGCAGGACCCCAGAGUCCAAGACUUCCUCCAGCGGUGUCUUGAGUCUCCCUUCAGUCGAAAACUAGAUCUUUGGAGCUUCCUGGAUAUUCCUCGAAGUCGCCUAGUCAAGUAUCCUUUACUGUUAAAGGAGAUUCUUAGACACACUCCGAAAGACCACCCUGAUGUUCAGCUUCUGGAGGAAGCCGUAUUGAUAAUACAAGGAGUUCUCUCUGAUAUCAACUUGAAGAAAGGUGAAUCCGAAUGCCAAUAUUACAUUGACAAACUGGAGUAUCUGGAUGAAAAGCAGAAGGAUCCUCGAAUUGAAGCAAGCAGAGUACUGCUCUGCCAUGGGGAACUGAGGAAUAAAAACGGACACAAACUUUACAUUUUCCUGUUUCAAGACAUCUUGGUUCUGACCCGGCCUGUUACACGAAACGAGCGUCACUCCUACCAGGUGUACCGGCAGCCAAUCCCGGUCCGCGAGCUGGUCCUAGAAGACCUGCAGGACGGAGACGUGAGGAUGGGAGGGUCCUUUCGCGGGGCUUUCGGCAACUCAGAUAAAGCUAAAAAUAUCUUUAGAGUUCGCUUCCAAGACCCCGCUCCGGGCCAGGCUCACACUCUGCAAGCCAAUGAUGCGUUCCACAAGCAGCAGUGGUGCAACUGCCUUCGCGCCGCCAUCGCCCCUUUCCAGCCGGCCGCAGGGCCGGCCGGGCUGCAGGGUCUGCCGGAGCUGCACGAGGAGUGGGAGGGGGGCAGCCCCUCCGCCGGGGGCGCCGGGCCCCAGAGGAGGGCGUCCACCACGCCCAGCGCCCCCCAGGUCGGAGUCGGUGGGGACGCUUCAGAGCGCGGCUCCCCGGCGCACGCAGCAGACGGCGUGAAGAGAGUCAGAGCGCCGCGGACGCAGUCGGGCCCCCGGAAGGCGAGGGGCAAAGCCGAGCCCGGCGGCCGGCGGAAGGAGACCGUGGUGUGAAGGCGCCUAAACGCGCCCCGUCUGCUUUCUCGCCUGGCGAGCGUGGGCGCGCCGCAGGGUUGCUUAGUACCAGUCUUAACACUUCCUGUGUUUUGGGUUGGUUUGGGUGGUUUUUCCUUUUUCUCUCUUUUUUUUUUAAUGGCAGCUAAGGGUAUAUAUACAGGUUACUGUUAAAAUGCAAUUUUUUUUUUUAGAUAUUUUCUCAGAUUUAGAACAUUCAAGCCUGGUGUUUUUAAUCAAAUCAAAUAGGUUUUCUCUUCAUUCUGCAUUCGUGACUUUUCAGUACCAACCAACCGUGAUAUUUACAAUAUUUGCCAAAACUUAGUAUUGCAAAUACUGGGAUUUUACCAGUGUUUCUUUGAUAAACUUUGUGUGCAGAAUUUGAAAUUUUAACAUUGGCACCUAAAAUGUGGAAUACUUGUAAUAUUUCAGAAUUUUUAUCAAAACAUAAGUUCCUUGGAAAACAAAGCAAAAACAUAAAUAGGUUUCCCAUUUUGUCAACUGGAACACUUUAUAUUUGUUUUUCACUGCUCAGUCCUCAUUUCUCAGUCAUUUAACCUGCCAGUUAUUUAAUUUUUUUUUUUUUUACAGUUUUUAGUAUUUGCUUUUAUUUUUUUACUUUGAUGCCUUUUCAAAUCGGCACAUCUUUAAAGUAUUUUUCUUGAUUAAAAAUGGGUGUGCGUUUGUAUGUAUAUAUAUAUAUAAAUAUAUGUUUUUUAAAUCAUAUUAACUUUACCAAGUGAAACCAAGCCAUACUGUUUUUGAGCCAAUUAAGAAAAUUGCCAUUUUUAAAGUGUAGCAUUUCAGAGUGGUAAACACACAUGAAAUGACCCGGUAUCUCUGGACUGCUGAAAGAAAACGACGUUAAGGAUUUUGUUGAAAGUUUUAGUGUUCGACAAGCAAGAGGGAGGCCGUUGACUGGUGAUAUGUAAAAAAAAAGAAAAAAAAAAAAUAGGAAAAAGAGAGUAGUUUUGUCUUAAAGUAAAAAUGUCUGGUUGUGCCAGAAUGUGGAAGGAGAUAGUAAAAACUAAACUCGAGGGUGUGUAGUAAGUUGUAGAAGGUUGGGGGAAGUGGACCUUAUUUGCCUUGGUUUACAAUACCUGCAAAUAAUGGGUUUGAAAAGAAGCAAUGAGGUAUGUUGAAAAUUUGACGGUAUCAGAUUCAUAACAGGGAAAAAAAGACCGAUGAGUCAUUUACUAUAAAGUGUUUCUGUUCACAUGAGGUCGUAGUCUUUAGGGGUGAGGAGGAAAAGCCCUGUGUCCUGGCAGAUUAUAGUGGUGAUCAGUUCAAGUAAAUGUUGACAAUUACGUGAACUAUAUAUUUUGCCAGUGGAAUGAAAAUUGAAAAAGACUGUAAAUAGAUCCAUCCAAAUGAUUUCUCUGUAUAAAUGAAUUAUACAAUUAAAAAAAAAGAAAAAAGCACACACAUAA